Molecule: messenger RNA, 3262 nt
Organism: Amyelois transitella
Lineage: Eukaryota; Metazoa; Arthropoda; Insecta; Lepidoptera; Pyralidae
Gene: Zip71B
Product: zinc transporter ZIP10
Exons: 4
Coding region: 429-1886 (485 amino acids)
Biological process (GO): zinc ion import across plasma membrane; intracellular zinc ion homeostasis
Cellular component (GO): membrane
Molecular function (GO): zinc ion transmembrane transporter activity
Source: RefSeq, a predicted model, not a curated record
UCCAUCGCUUAAGUAUAUAAGUAAAAACUAACUAACAUCGGCUGUUAUGCUGAAGUAGUGCGGGGAGUCGAUAGUCUAACACCUUGAAGCCAGGAGUCAUUUACAGCAAUUGCAUGAGUUAGGAUCACUUGUUGCCAAUCACUUCGUAAAUACACAUUUAUCAGUAACGGUGUCAGAAACCGGCCUCGAAGACACCAGCCAGCGUCGCAGGUGAAAGUCGCAGACGCAUAACUUGCUUCAACUAACGCGAACGUUCGCAAUAGUGUAGUUCGUCGAGUGCGAUUUUCUUUUGUCAAAUCCCAAACAAAUAAACAAAGGGUGCGUCAUUAUCACGUCUAACGAAGCGCACUCGAGGCUAGUCGGUGGUCGGCUGAUAGUGUGUGGUGUAGGCGCGGGCGCACGGGCACCGUUUGGCUUCAGUCGCGAACAUGUGGACAACGUGCGCCAUCGUAGCCGCCGUAGCGACACUCGCUGCGGCCGCAGACAUCGCUACUAACCUGAACCUGGAUGUGAACAAUACACUGCCAGUGCCAGCUGAACAAAAUGACACACUACCUGCAGAACAGUUUUUCAUUGACAAGAUAUUCGAUAAAUAUGGAGAUAAGGGCGUAAUCACAUUUGAGGGCUUCGAGCAUCUUAUGGACAGCCUUGGGCUCGGCGGCAGGGUUUUCAACUCGCCUCACGACGUGGCCCUUCACCGCGUCAACGGAUCCUUCCGCCAACUUCAUGACCAACAGCACCGGCAUAAAAGAUCACCAAAACCUACAGCUGAUCCUACGCUACAGAAGUCAUGCCUAUCGCCAAGGAAGAUGCUGGAAGUGUACGGAAUAGAAAGCGAACCCGGAGUGAUCACCAUCAACCCGAAGACUUUCCUGGAGAUGUGUCCAGCAUUGGUGUACCAACUGGAUCAACGCACGUGUUUCAAAUCAGAAGCACCACCUCCUCAGAUUGAAAGACAUUGGACUUGGAUCUAUGCGAGCUUGAGUAUUUUAGUCAUCAGCGCCACCGGUUUACUCGGAGUGGCGAUAGUUCCUCUUCUUAAAUCCGUUAUGUUCAGCUACGUUCUCCACUUUCUGGUUGCAAUAGCCGUCGGAACGCUGUGUGGAGACGCCUUACUUCAUCUAUUGCCACACGCUCUUAAAUCACACGGGUCUUCUUCUGAACCGCAAGAAGAAACUGAAGUCGUCCUCAAAUGCAGCGUGACUUUCCUGACUAUUUUGUUUUUCUAUACUGUUGAAGCUGUCAUGCAAACCCUGCAUGGAGGUCAUAAACAUUCACACGAUCAUUCCCAAGGAAAAACGGUGGAAGAAAUGAAAGCAGAAUCAGCUAAACAAAUCGAACCUAUCGAAUUAGGAGCUAUGAUGCCAGGUUCUCCGCCACCACCUGCAGAACGCCCAAUGACAUCAACGGCACUAAUGGUUAUAGUAGGAGAUGGAUUACACAAUCUUACCGAUGGUUUAGCUAUCGGUGCUGCGUUUAGUGGCGAUCCAGUAACAGGAUUUGCGACAGCUCUAGCUGUCUUCUGCCACGAGUUGCCCCACGAGCUCGGAGAUUUUGCCGUGCUUCUUCGCUCCGGCAUGAGCAUUAAACGCGCUUUAUAUUACAAUUUAUUGUCAUCUGUUCUUAGUUUUAUGGGUAUGGCUGGCGGUAUUUGGUUAGCGGAGGACCACGAAUCCGCUUCACAGUGGAUUUAUGCUGCAACUGCUGGAACCUUCUUCUACAUUGCUUUAGCUGACCUAGUACCGGAGAUAAACGAAAAUAAUCAUGGAAGAAGUAUUAACUUACUGUUAGCAGUGUUAGGUUUCCUCGCCGGGGGCGUUAUCAUGUUGCUUAUAGCCAUGCAUGAAGACUCAAUACAAUACCUCUUUAGGAGCUCAGAACAAUGAAUCUUGAGCAGUAAUAUAAUAGGUACUUCAUUAUUGUGAUAAAAACUCAUGGUUGUUGAAAAUGCUAGCAGGUAUUGCCAGUAAUAGCUAUUAAUUUUAGUUAGUAAUGAGUUUAAUUUUUUCGGGUUUUUAAUGAAUAACAGAACUCAUAAUAGUUCCAACAUUCUAAAGAGCCAGCACCAGGUAAGAUAUAAAAUAUAUCUAUGCCAAAUUUUGUCUCCCAACACUAAGUAGUUUCGGUCGACGCUCUUUCAGUAACUCAUAUGUACUUGAAUAAAGCUACACUUUAGUUAGUUGGACUGUUGAGCACAUAAAAGAACAACAUUGGAGCUAUAUCCAAAAAAUGUUUUUUUUUUUAAAUAGUACCAUAAUAAACUGUUACGUAAAUAAUAUAGAAUGAAAAACGACAUUAUUUGAAAGGCUUUUCAGUAAAUUUUACGAACUGAAUCAAAUUUUAUGAGCCUAUUGUUAUUCUUUCAUCAAAUCAGCAUAUAUCAUCAUAAACUGAAACAAAAUUAACACUGGCAACAGUUUAUUUAUAUAGUUACAAUCGUAACUUUUCAAAUAAAUAUUUCCAUAAAGAGGAUCUAUUUAGAAGGUUCUUUUAAAUGGCACUAUUGCCAAGUUUGGGAGACUUCAUGGGUAUAUUAUAGGUGCGUUAUGUAGAAAGUAGAAAAGUAGAUACAUUCCACACAGUCUUCCAACUUUUAAUUAGAGUUAAGAUGUAUCUAAGUAAUUAUAGGUUUUGAUGUUAAUCAUAUUGAACAUGGAAAAUUUGGUUAAUUUAACCCUCAAUAUAAAUAAUUUGCCCUAAAAUGUUUAUAAGGUUGAAUUGGUUUAACCCUCAAUAUAAAUAAUUUGCCCUAAAAUGUUUAUAAGGUUGAAUUGGUUUAACCCUCAAUAUAAAUAAUUUGCCCUAAAAUGUUUAUAAGGUUGAAUGCGAUUUCUUUUAAAUUAUUUUCAGGAAUAAAGUUAUUUCAUUUUUGUUCCAAAUAUUCCAUGUCGCUUAAUAUCUAGAUACAUACCUGCCCAUCUAAAAUUUACGUAAGUAAAUCUACGUAAUAGAUUAUUCAUUCAAGAACGCUCAAGAGUCUAAAGAACCUAGGUCAAACAUACAACUUAGAUUUGGUACAUAUUUUAAAACAUACGACGCAUAUAAUAUACCUAGGUAUACUUGUUUCAUCAAGAGAAAUGAUACUCGUAAUACUGUUUGUGUAAACUAGGUACUCUACCUACAAUAAAUUGGUGAGCUCUAAACAUAUCGAAUAGAAUUUUAGAAUAUAAAUAAAUAUAAUUUAAUUAUUAUUGAUAAUAUAAGUAAUUUAUAAGAAUAGUCAUAAGAAUAAAAAAUAAAGUGAAAUUUAGUAAAUUAAUAA